GGACUUUCGUUUACAGUUAGUUGCACGGAUCGUUCUUCCAUUGAUAGACGCAUAUUACGAAGAAAAGUCAAAAGAUGACGCUAGGCCAAAGUGGUCAACGACCUACUUCCUAUACAGGUAGUGAUUACCUUACUGAAGAAACAGCCAUUCAUCCAUCAUACCCUUUGUAUGCCACCCGAAAACGGCACUGUUGCCAUGGGAGUGAUGGUUUCACCAUAAUUAGUGUGUGCUUUUUCGUGUUAACCUCUGCCAUUACGUUUGCUCUCAUCAUCCAGAUUUAUUAUGGAAGUCCUGAGGUUACUCCACAUGGAGCAGUUGCUACAGACGGAGAGAAGUGUAGUUAUAUUGGAAUCAAGAUAAUGCAAGAAGGGGGGAGUGCUGUUGAUGUAGCCAUAGCAUCUCUCCUUUGUAUGACAGUUAUCCACCCACAUGCUGUAGGCCCUGGAGGGAGUGGUGUAAUGUUAGUACACGACCACAAGAGCAACCAGUCAGUUGUUAUAGAUUUCAUGAGUGACAUACCAAGUAGCCAUAAGUCUGAGGUACCACUACAGCAGGACACAGGUGGCAGCAGCAUUGGGGUUCCAGGCUUGCUACGAGGUCUUGAAUAUGCCCAUAGCAAGUAUGGGAAAUUACCUUGGUCAUCUCUUUUUACACCAAGCAUUGAAUUAGCUAGAGAGGGUUUCAAUGUCUCAGCAAACCUGGAACAGGCCUUAAAGAGGCUGAAUGUGACUCAGGUUGAUGGCAUUACUCCCUUUGAGAAAACAUUCUACCCUAGAGGUCUGAUGCUGAAAGAAGGUGACUUUUUGAAGAGAGAAAAUUAUGCAGAUCUUUUGGAAACUAUUUCUAUUAGUGGUGCUGAGAGCUUUUAUGCUCUGAAUUUUGGAGUUGAAGAACUCAAAGCCCUAAGAGCUGCUGGUUCUGAUAUUCAUGUGAAAGAUUUUGAUAACUAUAAAGUAAGAGAACGAUCAUGCAUUCACAUGAUGAUGGAGGGUUAUACAGUAUUUACUGCACCAGCACCCUUCGGAGGUCCACAGCUUUUGCUGGCUUUAGAGUUGCUGAGAAAUUCAAAUCUUACACAAGCAAGUCCAGCUUUAUUAUAUCACUCUUUUAUUGAAGCCAUCAGAAGGAGUUAUCGAUCCUUUGUUGACCUGGCUGUUGUCGAAGAGCCAUCACUUGAGAAUGUAACACAACAGCUUUUGAAGUCCAAUUUCAAUACGUCAAUAGACUCGACAAUUACCCCUGCAGAUCCUACCAUUCUAACGAUAUCCGAUCAAGCUGCAACCAGUAUCUCAGUGAUUGACACUUUUGAUCAAUAUGUAUCAGCAAUCGCUGGACUUGGCAGCUUCUUUGGUUCUCGAGUGAUGACAGAACAUGGAAUCCUCUUCAAUAACCACCUUAGCAACCUCCCCAAUUUUCCACUUCCUGAAAAAGACGAGUUCUCACGAGCAAGACCUCUCAGUCUAUACACUCCUGUCAUCCUUACAGACCAUAAACAAGUAUGUGGAGAGCGUGUGGUUUUAUCUAGUCCAGAAGUUGGAGCGGCAGCUCAAAUAAUAACUCAGCUGACUGUUCGGCAGAAAAAUUUAAUAGACGCCAUCGCUCAGCCUCGGCUUACAGUUAAGCCUGGCGUGGACGAUGUGUAUCGAGAAGAUUUUGAGGAGGCUAAAAUGCCAGCAGAUGCCACCAACGCUCUGAAGGCCAUGAAUCACAGUUUUGAGGUGCUACACCAGCCAUAUGCAAGUGUGAAUGGAAUUUCAAAAAUUAAAGACAAAUUAGUGUCGAUGUCAGAUAUUCGAGGUGGAGGAGUUGCUCAUCGAUUAGAAUCUUCGCCAAAAACUUAGGAGAAUAAACUUAAACCUCAACAGAGCAUUGAAAUUUACAUCACUGCUCAUGACAGGACAGAAGUUCCAAAGGAGCAGCAAAUACAGUGAAACUCAAGUCUAACAUAGGCCAUGAAAUGGAUUGUAUGUAAUUGUUUGGUCCUUAAAUAUGAAGUGGAGUCCUGUUGCACCUAAGAAAGAUUCUUUCUAAAAAUAAUCUUUGUAACAGUUAAAUUAUAUAAUUCUACAAUUUA
This is a messenger RNA of Macrobrachium nipponense, 2074 nucleotides long. RefSeq names its product glutathione hydrolase 7-like. Gene Ontology annotation, molecular function: glutathione gamma-glutamate hydrolase. Gene Ontology annotation, cellular component: plasma membrane. Lineage: Eukaryota; Metazoa; Arthropoda; Malacostraca; Decapoda; Palaemonidae. Gene Ontology annotation, biological process: glutathione catabolic process. The record is from RefSeq and is a predicted model, not a curated record.